This is a messenger RNA of Arvicola amphibius (Eurasian water vole), 2048 nucleotides long. RefSeq names its product TEA domain transcription factor 2 (gene Tead2). Gene Ontology annotation, cellular component: transcription regulator complex. The record is from RefSeq and is a predicted model, not a curated record. Gene Ontology annotation, biological process: regulation of transcription by RNA polymerase II; hippo signaling; embryonic organ development. NCBI's taxonomy places the organism in Eukaryota, Metazoa, Chordata, Mammalia, Rodentia, Cricetidae. The transcript is spliced from 12 exons. The coding region runs from base 59 to 1396 and encodes 445 amino acids. Gene Ontology annotation, molecular function: RNA polymerase II cis-regulatory region sequence-specific DNA binding; DNA-binding transcription factor activity, RNA polymerase II-specific.
UUUCUCCCUGUGUUGCCCCGCCCGCCCGCGGCUCCCCUGCCCAGGCCGGGAGGCCCAGAUGGGGGAACCCCGGACUGGGGCCCCCCUGGAUGAUGGCGGGGCCUGGACGGGCAGUGAGGAAGGCAGCGAGGAGGGCACUGGAGGCAGUGAGGGUGUUGGAGGUGAUGGGGGCCCUGAUGCAGAGGGUGUGUGGAGCCCCGACAUCGAGCAGAGUUUUCAAGAGGCCCUGGCCAUAUAUCCUCCGUGUGGCCGACGCAAGAUCAUCUUGUCAGAUGAGGGCAAGAUGUAUGGCCGGAAUGAACUCAUUGCCCGUUACAUCAAGCUGAGGACAGGGAAGACGAGAACGCGCAAGCAGGUCUCCAGUCACAUCCAGGUUUUGGCUAGAAGGAAAUCGAGAGAAAUUCAAUCCAAGCUGAAGGACCAAGUCUCCAAGGACAAGGCCUUCCAGACGAUGGCUACCAUGUCUUCGGCACAACUCAUCUCUGCACCCUCCCUCCAGGCCAAGCUGGGUCCUUCUGGCCCUCAGACCACUGAGCUUUUCCAGUUCUGGUCCGGGAACUCUGGGCCACCGUGGAAUGUUCCAGAUGUGAAGCCUUUCUCCCAGACACCGUUCUCCAUGUCAUUGACUCCCCCAUCCACCGACCUACCAGGGUAUGAGCCGCCCCCAGCCCUCUCACCCCUGCCCCCGCCUGCUCCAUCUCCCCCAGCCUGGCAGGCUCGGGCCCUGGGCACUGCACGCCUGCAGCUGGUAGAGUUCUCGGCCUUUGUGGAACCACCGGGCGCAGUUGACUCGUUCCAGAGGCACCUGUUUGUCCACAUCAGUCAGCAGUGCCCCAGUCCUGGAGCGCCACCCCUGGAGAGUGUGGACGUGCGACAGAUCUAUGACAAGUUCCCCGAGAAAAAGGGUGGCCUCCGGGAGCUGUAUGACCGAGGGCCACCCCAUGCCUUCUUCCUGGUCAAGUUCUGGGCGGACCUGAAUUGGGGCCCAAGUGGUGAAGAGGCAGGGACCAGUGGAGGCAGCGGUGGCUUCUAUGGAGUGAGCAGCCAGUAUGAGAGCCGGGAGCUCAUGACACUUACCUGCUCCUCCAAGGUCUGCUCCUUUGGCAAGCAAGUGGUGGAGAAGGUGGAGACAGAGAGGGCCCAGCUGGAGGAUGGACGCUUUGUAUACCGCCUGAUGCGUUCCCCCAUGUGUGAGUACCUGGUUAACUUCCUGCACAAGCUGAGGCAGCUGCCCGAGCGCUACAUGAUGAACAGCGUCUUGGAGAACUUCACCAUCCUCCAGGUGGUGACCAACAGGGACACUCAGGAAUUGUUGCUGUGCACUGCCUACGUCUUUGAGGUCUCCACCAGUGAACACGGAGCCCAACACCAUAUCUACCGCCUGGUCAGGGACUGAUGGGGCCCUGCUGGUGGUUGUCCUCAGAACACACCCUUCCUAGGAAGGAGCCUUUGGCUCUCCCUGUGCCCCUCAUUUGGAGAGAGGGCCAUGUUAAAGAGGCCUGAUUUCAAGCUUGAGCAAGGGGUGCUGGCUCCUAUUAGAGGGGAAUCCUAAAACUUGAGCUGAAUGAGCUGACCUCACAGGGAGCAUUUGACAGGACACUUCACUCCUGGGCCUCAGGGAUUGGGGACAGGAGUGCAUGCCCACAGGUGCAGCACUGGUCUCUCAGUUCUACAGGGCCCUCUGUGCUCUUCUGCAGAAAGAAGCCGGGCAGUGUGGGAGACAUUACUCAAUGCCUUGUGCCCUUCCUGUUUUCCACCCGCCCCAUGUCUGCCUCUCCCCCACACCCUUUCUCCGAUCUGGGAUGUCACGAUUGAAGAUAACGGCUUCCCAGCUGGGGGCAGAAUGAAGUGGGACCUAAAUUUUUUUUAAUAUAAGGAGAUAUUUAUACAGUGUUAAGAUUAAUGUUAUCUCAGCUAGGGCAAGCAGUGGGGUGGGACUUCUUAAUCUCAUCCCCAUUCUAAGUGAGCCUCAGACCACCCUGCCACCUUCCUUUCCCCAAGAGUGAUGGUUUAUGUUCCGAAGGAGAAUAAAGCUAUUUUUACCAAAA